ACCCACCAAACAGAUUCCUCACUGAUUAUCUUCUCUCUCCCUCUUCGCGGACUUUUUCUCUCUUUAGAUGGCUCCAACUUUUAGUUCAAGUCCCAAAGCUCCAACAACCAUCAAGUUUCUCUGCAGUUACGGCGGCAAAAUCGUCCCCCGUCCGACUGACGGCGAGCUCCGAUACGUAGGCGGUCAGACUCGAGUUCUCUCCGUCGAUCGUUCGAUUACAUUUUUAGAGCUGAUGGUGAAAUUUGGGGAAUUGUGUGGAUCUUCCAUGGAUUUGAAGUGUAAGUUGCCGAGUGAAGAUCUGGACGUGUUGAUCUCAAUCAAAUCAGAGGAGGAGCUCAGAAGUGUUAUCGGAGAGUACGAUAGGGUUUCGCCGGAGGCCAAAAUUAGAGCCGUGCUUUUUCCGAUCAAAUCUGCGAAGAAAGUCUCGCCUCCGUCGUCUCCUUUGUCGUGUUUCGAUUUUCCCUCGGCUCGGAAACCGCAGCGCCGGGCCGUUCCCGUUGCCGUUGGCUAUUGCGCAGCUCCACCGUUUACGGACCGUUGUUUCUCCCCUGCGGUUGGAUAUCCUGUCAUCGCUGGGGAAUACCGUAACUACGCGGUGACCAGCCCGAGGCACCUCCACCGUGUACCACACCGGAAUUACGCUCAGUAGCAGUAGAGAUUAACACCACAAACUCAAGCACAGAUCAAGAUACCGUGAGUUAACACCUGAGAAAUUCCAAUAUUUUUUUCCUUUGGAAUUAGAAAUUGUAAAUUGGUGUAAUUUCGCGAGUAUUGUAAAUCGUUAUCGAAGGUUUAUUCAGUUCUAUUUUAUCUGAGUUAUCGGAUAUGCAUUAGGCUUCCGAUUAAGCCGCCGUAGAUUGAUGGUUUGCUGGCUGAAUUCUCCGCCGUUACUUGUGAUUUUUCAGCCAUUUGUUUCCAGUGCCGGCGGCGUUCAUGAGAAGCCCUACAAUGACUUCGUGGGCAACAGAAAUUGGGAGUUGCUAAUUAUGAGAGAGAAUUAUAUUUUUGUUAUCGUUAGGGUAUUGGAAGUUGGCAUGCUAUUA
Messenger RNA from Sesamum indicum (sesame), 1043 nucleotides. Its product is annotated as RAF-like serine/threonine-protein kinase PRAF. The record is from RefSeq and is a predicted model, not a curated record. Gene Ontology annotation, molecular function: protein binding. Lineage: Eukaryota; Viridiplantae; Streptophyta; Magnoliopsida; Lamiales; Pedaliaceae.